Microthlaspi erraticum is the source of this 591-nucleotide messenger RNA. The record is from the annotation of a GenBank genome assembly. Lineage: Eukaryota; Viridiplantae; Streptophyta; Magnoliopsida; Brassicales; Brassicaceae.
AUGGGAAUGCCUUCAGACUUUGGGGUGAGCCCGAAAGGUCUGAGGUCUGAAGGACGAAAUCGAGCGGUCUCGUCAUCACACGAGCCCGAUAAGACACCGAUCUCGUCAUCAUAUACGAAAUCGAGCGGUCUCGUCAUCACACGAGCCCGAGAAGACACCGAUCUCGUCAUCAUAUACGAAAUCGAGCGGUCUCGUCAUCACACGAGCCCGAUAAGACACCGAUCUCGUCAUCAUAUACGAAAUCGAGCGGUCUCGUCAUCACACGAGCCCGAGAAGACACCGAUCUCGUCAUCAUAUACGAAAUCGAGCGGUCUCGUCAUCACACGAGCCCGAGAAGACACCGAUCUCGUCAUCAUAUACGAAAUCGAGCGGUCUCGUCAUCACACGAGCCCGAGAUCUCGAUCAUCUCGAGAAAAAACCAAUCUCGUCGAAGCUCGAAUCCGAGAAAAAUCGUCACAGCAAUCUAUUCUCCUUGACGAGACAAAAGAGUCAUCUCGUCAAGUCCGAGAGAAAUUAUCAAAAGCAUAUUCUAUUUGCGGACAAGAUUACGUCACUGUACUCUUUUCCCUUCUUAUGGUUUUUAUCCCAUAG